Molecule: messenger RNA, 2787 nt
Organism: Mixia osmundae IAM 14324
Lineage: Eukaryota; Fungi; Basidiomycota; Mixiomycetes; Mixiales; Mixiaceae
Exons: 3
Coding region: 1-2787 (928 amino acids)
Source: RefSeq, a predicted model, not a curated record
AUGCCCGUUGAUGGCAGGCCGUGGUUGUCAACGUCCAACGUGCUCUUCAUGAGUACAUUGUUCGUCGUCAGCUGCCUGUACCUGAUCUGGGUACCACUCCGACGCUUGUUCGUCCACCUCCGGCGAUCACUCGCUCACAACCGUGCCAAUCGCGCAGCCGCUCACCUCGCUACCGUCAUGGCAGCAGAGAAGAGCACAGCCCAGCUCAAGAAAGCGAGCAAACUAUCUCAGCACACCGCUCCUCCGCGGCGAAAGUCGACCCCUUCGACCUCGCCCGCGCUGAUCCCGCCUGGCAGCUUCUCAGGGCCGGCCAUGCAGUCGAUCCAUCAGGACAUGCCCAGAGUAUGUACUUGCGGAGCGCCCGUCUUGGGCCCAAGCGGUCAGAUAGCUGUUGCCAAGCCUGCGCCCAAACGAGCCACCGCCAGUGCUGCCAACACGCCCGUGCCCGCCAGUCUCGCUCAGCUGGACGUAGUAGCACACGAAAGUCCGAGCAAUGACAAGUACCUAGCCAACCUACCUGAUGACCGAUCCACGAGAAUCACCAAGGAUGCUGCCACUCAGGUCGAGCGCGACGAACCGUACGGCUCGCCCUCCUUGACGCCCGUAAGGCCUGCCGUAGGACGCUCGUCAAGCUCUACAUCGAGCAACAGCUCCGCUGCGCGCUCGUUCAGCUUGUCAGACUCGCUUCACUCGGCUGCCGCAUCGACCUCAGGGACAUCCGCACGUUCGGCCCAUGGCAACUCGCCGCUCGACACCGUAGAGGGAGCGCAAGCCAACGAUGACACUUUUGAUGCAUCCCUCUCGCCGAUCUAUGCACACAUGAGUCAGACGUCAAAGCACGUCCAGCGCACGGGCGCCGAUAGUCGCGUCAUGGAUCGAUCGCCUUCCGAAAGCUCAUGGCAAAGCGAUGCAAGCUACGAUCGUGGUGUCAUGACCCCUCCAGACAGCGUCGAGAGGAGCAUCAACACGCGCAAGGCGUCAAUAAGCCACGUUGCUGCAAGGACGAGCAUUCGCCAGCACGCGGCGGCACGCUCGGCCAAAGCAGACAGCGCAUCAGAUCGCCUCUUUGGUUCACGAGAUCGUAGGGAGUCAGAACGCUCGGACCACUUGUCUCCAGUGCAGUCCAAUCGGGCAGCCGCAAGGCCAACAUCCCAGCAGCAGCAAGCACAAGCAACAUCGCAGAAGCCAAGAUUGAGCCAGCAGGUGCCUUGGCAAGCUACGCUUUCUGGCAGCGUGCCUCAGCGUCAGGCUUACAACGCACCCUCCAGCCCUUCGCCGGGCAUGCUGUCUCCGACUGCUUAUCGUCAGCCUGCCCAACCUACACGAGCUCAGAUGGACGCCUACAACGCGCGAGACGUGCAUCCUGCGCAAGCCAAUGUCCAUCCGAUCACUCAGAACCCUUAUUUUGCUACCACUACGCCGCCCGUCUCGCCGGGGGCGCUGACGAUGCUCGCGGCACAGCAGCAGAUCAUGCACAUCAGUCAACAGCUCGGUCUGAUGCCCACAUUUUCGCCCAUGCCGCGCGCUGCCCCGACGCUCCAGGGCUACGCAGCUGUUGCAGCUUCAUCUCUUCCCGCAUCGCCUGUGCCUGCCAAUCGCCACAAUCAGUCGCGAGGCCAGGCAUACCCAGCAGGACAGUACCAGCAAGCGGGCCAACACAUCACAUCCGCCCGGAGACCGCCCAAUGGGUACGCAUCUUCAGAGCUGUCUAGCCCACACGGAUCAGCAGCGCAGGCCCAGCGUCGUCCUGCUUCUGCGUCCGAUUCGAGCGCUUCUGGACCGGCGCACGGCGCGCCUUUCCUCGCAUUGUCGCGACAAGUCGACGAGAUGAUGGUCGACCUCCAAGGUGCUCAGCAAGCAUUGCUGGAAGCAGAGAUCCAGAAGGAGCGUCUCAUCAAAGAUGUCGAAGUCGCCAAUUGGCGCGCAGAGUGUAUACACGAGGACUGGCUCAUAAUAGGCAGAGAGACCCGCAAUCUUGUGCAACAGCUCACAGAUGCCCUGCGAAUCGCCCAAGUGCGAUCGCGCAGAAACUCGGCGGUCGAUGACGUGACCCGACUCAGUCCUGCUUCAGCGCAAGUCAACCCGAACAAAGGUAUACCAGAAGUAUCGGUCGCAAGUGCAGACUCGAGCAGACCAACCGGCCUGACCAUAGUCACUCAGGAUGCGCUCCUGUCCUCGACUUCCUCGCCUCGUGCCGACCUGCUGCACAAUAGCCUCAUCGAUCGUGCAGAGUACGUAGCGGAUGAUCUCGAGAGGCAGCUGCAGCGUGACAUUGCAACGAUGUGUGCUUCAUCGGCUUACAAGGCCCAGGACAUGCAGCCGAAUCGGGGGCCGACUCGGCGCCGUUCCGCCCGCCGCCGACGCAGUCCAGCUGGCAGUGUACCUACUUCGCCUCUGCCUUUCGACGCCGAGGGUAACGAAGUCGAGAUGACGCUCUUUUCACCGGAAUACCGACGCUCGUCCGCCGGUCAGACAUUGCUCAUGCCUAGCGGCCACAUGCAGCGCAGCACAUCCCACGAGAGUGGAUCGCGCUCGCCGGUGCUUAAUGGCAAGCUGGCACCGGAUGGUGCAGCCGUCGGCCUGGGUCUCCAUCUCCGUGAGCACAGCUCGGGCAAAGCCAGCACGACAGCGAGCACAGAUGGAGAUGACGAUGACGUUUCGCUUGUGGGCGAUGAUGCCUUUGUAGGCUAUCUGCCUCGGAUGAGCAAGACCGAAGCCCGCACAGCAGAGCCUGGCCCGGUUGAGGCUGUGCGAGCACGCACGAGGAGUGCUUCCAACCAAUUUUGA